GAUUGAUCAACCCUACAAUGAAUAUGAUUUUGUGUUGGCGAGGUUGUGAGCGUCGAAAAAAUCUGGGCAGACCAAGGCUUCUGGUACACUCGGAAGCGACGACCGUAAUUAAACAGCUCUCAAAAUGCCUAUGAUACAGGAAGACAGUAGACCUGGCAAUCAGGCCGCGUCGGGUGAUUUUGGGUUGAGGUUUCAAGUUACAGGUCGGGUCAUGUUGGGUUGGCUUAAUUUAGGUCAAAUAUUGAUCCAGCCCAUUUAGUUUUGGGUCGGGUUACAUGGCAUUUCGCGUUAUGAGCGCUCACAGAAACAGUAUGAAACAUGUUUCAUAUUUUUUAAAAGAACAAAAAUCUUCACAUAUGCAUGACAAUAGUUUACCUAACACAUGCCAAUUAACAUAUUCUCAAAUCUUCCCAUGGAGAUGAAAUGAAACACAAAUGAUACAAAUCGUCAAAAAACAAAUCCCAAGAGUAAUACUACUACAAGAAACACAUGAUAUUUGAUUAUCCUUAACCUCCAAACAUGUUUUUCAAAUCCUUGUCAAUUCUUUUAAACAUCUCACCAAUUUGUAAGUGAUUUUAUCAUUUUGAUAGUUACAUAUGGAAUGGAAGGGAGCCAACCCGACCCAAAAAAUCACGGGUUAAUUGGGUUUGGGUCUUUUGAAUUUUUGGUUAUAAAACUUUCUAUCUUUCGAGCGGGUUUGGAUCGGAUCAUAAUUUAUCAGAUCUAGAAGACGGGCAAGCGUGGUAUGCAAAGUGAGUUUUACAUAGACGAGCAUGUGAGGCGACUUGAAUGUUUGUUCGUUAAAAAUCAAAGUAAAGGGACUAGUUUGUAAACGGACCAAACUAGAAGCGGGCAAUGCAUGAUUCGUGGUUUUUUUGUUUUCGAAGCAAAGUUCAUUGAUGAUUCAAUUAACAAGCCCGUAGUCUCAGCUGAAUGUUCAAUCUUUAGCAACGAACAAAGUUCCCAUACUUCCAAAUGGUCGUAAAUCGUAUAUAUGCUUUCGUGGCAACUGCCAACGGCCUCUCCCUGCGAAAAAUAGGAGAAAGGCAAGGAACGAAUUUGAGUUUUAAUGAAUUUCUCCCUGAAGCUGCGACGUUUCCCCGCUCCGUCGACACAGUGAAGCGCCGAAGGGACGUUCCUCUCAUUUCCGCCGUCGCCAUUCUUCUCAGGUACUCAUUUCUCCCUGUCUCUCUCUCUCUCUCUCUCUCUCGGAGGAAUCAGGAAGCAAUUGCGCCCUGAUAUGCAUGCACGGGAAUGAAAAAUGUUCAGAUGAUGAUUUGAUGAUGAUCGGUUUAGCUGGCUAAGGGACAUCGAAGCAGAAGAAAGAAACAAUGGGGUCAAGAAACACUGAUUCUUUUCAACUGGGGAGGAGCCCUUCCAUCAAGUCAUGCUUCCCCGACACAAAAUCGACGGAGGGUUCAGAGUACAGAUCCGAUCUUAGGUCGGCCCUCCACCUCAAGUCGUAUUCCUGUGAUGUGAGGGAUCUCUCUUUCCCAGACUUCUCUCCCAUGUCUUCCCUGCCUCUACAUCGCUCCUCUAAUGUCGUAAUGUAUGACAACGCACUCUACACCAAUAAUCGGGCCCCAAAUUUGGAGCCCUCGGGUUCGCCUUUCUCAGGGGUACGGCGAAGCCUGGACAAUAAUCACCCUCGCGCUUCCCCUGCUCGGACCUCCGGGGAAUGUAAGGUCGCUGGGUUCGACCCUCUCCUGACGUUGCAGGCCUCUAAUGAGAAUUCAGCGCUAGAGAUGACGGCUCCAAGUGACAACAAAUAUGCAGAUGGAGCCAAGUUAGCCUUAGGGGACAAAAGAUUCAAGGGCCAUCCUAGGCACGUUCCGCUUUACCUUGCUGCGCUUAAAGGCGAUUGGAAGACGGCUAAGGCUUACCUGCAAUGGCACCCCACGUCGAUUCGUGCUUACAUCACAAGGGGGCUAGAAACUGCGCUUCACAUUGCAGCUGGCGCGAGGCACAUUGUGUUUGUUAGGAAGCUGGUUAAGAGGAUGACGGCAGAUGACUUAGCUCUGCAGAACAAGGUAGGGAACACGGCGCUGUGUUUCGCUGCAGUCGCUGGUGUCACGGAGAUCGCCAAAGUGUUGGUGAACAAGAACAGAAGCUUGCCACUACUGAGAGGCAGUAAAGGAGCCACGCCGCUCUACAUGGCUGUGCUUUUGGGGAAAAGAGAUGUGGCUUGGUAUCUUUACUCUGUUACAGAAGACAGUGCUCUUUCUGGAGAGGAUCGAAUUGGACUUCUUGUGGCUGCUAUCACAUCCGAUCUAUUUGAUGUAGCUUUGGCACUGCUCCGUAACCAUCCUGAAUUAGCUACAACUCGAGAUGCAAAUGGUGAAUCAGCUCUUCAUGUGUUGUGCCGAAAGCCAGGUGCAUUUUACAGUGGAACUCAAUUGGGCCUUUGGAGGGGAUGCAUCUAUUCAUGUAUCCAGGUGCCAUUUAUGGGGUCCUCUGGUUCUAUGCAAGAUGAUCGUCUAGGUCGACGUAUUCUCCGAGCGAUAGGAAGAAGUGUUGCUCAUCUUGUCCCAGAUGCAAAUUUGAUAUACUACAUGAAGCUCAGUCACACUCAAGCCCUUGAGCUGGCAAAGCGACUUUGGGAUCUGAUAUUGCAUCUAGACAAUGCGAGUGUUAAAGAGUUCAUCAGGACACCCACACGGCUGCUUUUCACAGCUGCAGAGCUCGGAAUGGUAGAGUUCUUAACCAUUCUGAUUCGCUCCUAUCCUGACCUGAUUUGGAAGGUUGACGAACAUUCUAGAAGCAUAUUCCACACGGCAGUGGUGCAUCGACAAGAAAAGGUCUUCAGUCUUAUCAAUGAGAUAGGAGCACUGAAGGACUUUAUAGCUAUUUAUAAGGAUGAAGAGAACAAUAACAUGUUGCACUUGGCUGGGAAGCUUCCCCAUCCAAGUCGACUGAACACAGACAAUGGUGCAGCUUUGCAGUUGCGACGUGAGAUAUUAUGGUUCAAGGAAGUGGAGAAAAUUGUGCAACCGCUAUAUAGCGAGAUGAAGAAUGCAGAUGGGAAAACUCCUCACGAUCUGUUUGCAACAGAACACAAGAAACUGGCAAGAGAUGGGGAGAAGUGGAUGAAGGAAACUGCAUCUUCCUGCAUGGUCGUCGCAACCCUCAUCACCACCAUGAUGUUUGCAGCGGCUUUCACUGUUCCUGGUGGAAACGACCAGGAUACAGGCAUGCCCCUUCACCUCCACACCAAGUCGUUCUUGAUCUUUGUUAUAUCUGAUGCACUUGCUUUGGUCUCUUCGGCGACAUCCAUCUUGAUAUUCCUGUCCAUGCUGACCUCACGAUAUGCUGAAGAGGACUUCCUCUCCUCGUUACCAAACAAGCUGCUCACCGGGCUUCUCACCCUUUUCAUCUCCAUCGCCACCAUGAUGAUGGCCUUCAGCUCCACCCUUUUCAUGACCCUUGGCUAUAGUUAUACAUGGACUACUGUGACCAUCACAACCGUUGCUUGUGUCCCUGUCUUGAUGUAUGCUUUCCUGCAAUUCCGUCUCGUCGCUGACAUCAUUAGUCAUUCUUAUACCACCAGUAUCUUCUUCCACCCUAGAAACUGUUUGCUGGGCUGAUAAGAGAAAACAAUAAGCACCAUUUUUGAACAUCGCCCAUCAAAUAUGACCAUCAUUGUAAAGGUUUAUACAAUGUAUAUAGCAAUUUUGAUACAAGUACAUAGAGACACAAAUUCAGCCGAGUCAUGGUGUUCAUCUUCCUUUCUUUGAUCCAAACAACAUCUUUUGCACACAAGAAAUUCAAGGCUUCCAUUAAGCUCCGAUUCUCUUUCUGAUCCAGCUUCAUUUGGUGUUCUUCUAAGCGAAGCUUCCAUCUUCUCUUAAUGCUUACAGGCUAUAAUCAAGUAAACUCCUUGCUGCCUUUCAAGCUUCAAACUCAAGCUUACUACACCACCUCAGAGCUCUUUUUUGGCUUCAAAUUUCUGACUUUCUUCCACAGCUUCGUCUCCUCCACUACAGUUGUAGUUGGCUAAUGAUUUUGCUCGCAUACAAUCUUCCCAACCUUGGCAUAUUUCUCAAUGAACUUCAAGCUCGGAGGCGUGUAAUGAAUUAGCACUCAACAGUAAUAAAUAGAAAGUGGGAAGGCUUAAUUGUAACACUCUUCUAUCCUCAGUUAACAUAACAUCAUGAGCCUGAAUACACGUUCUCAACUCUUCAACUACGCCUAUUUUUCUCCUUCUUCCUUCUCUCGGCCUUGGCCUCAGAUAGGAGUAAGCUCUCUUCGAGCUGAAUUCCCUUCGACCCACCUAGAAAAGUCACAACCCUUUUUGGAUCCUGCACCACGAGAUAUUGUAGUUAACAGACAAAACACACAAAUGAAAAUGGAAUUUCACCACCUCACGCUUACCCUCCAAUAUGGACAACCAUAAAAUUGUUUGCUUGGAUUUGACUCAGUACCAGAUCGAUUUACCACAUAAAGAGCAUUAUGGUAGCAACGAGCCACCCCACAACUAUUGAAACUUGUCGAAGAUGAAGAAGCCCACUGUGACAUGACGAACCCUCGCAAUAUUGGACAUUUUCAAUGGCUACUAUUUGAGCAUUACUAUUUAAUAAUUAUUUUUAUUAAAAUUUAUUUAUGAUUAUUAUAUAAAUUUAUUUAUUUAUUUAUAAAUUUUAAUAAAUUUUUUCUAUAAUAAUAUAUUUUUCUUAUUUGCCACUCUAUUUGCAUACUACAUUUUUAUUCCAAACUAUAAUUUCCUUCUCCCCUUCCUACCCUACCAAUUUACACCCUUUCAAUUUUCAUUUUAACUUGCACCCUCCAAUUUGAACCACUGCCAAACAGUGUACCUUCAAAUUCAAUAGCUCAAUUUGCUUUGGAUGGGAGAAUAAACAUUGUUUCAUAUGCAUUUUGACGUCGCAAUCUACCCAUCCAAACAUUACAAUACGUUAAUUCAUAUGGACAAAAACCCGAUUGCAUUUACAAGAAUAAUUAUUUCUAUUUUUAAGAGGCCAAUUAUGAGUUAUUAUUUCUCCAUUUAUUAUGUAGGGAAAAGAUGUGAAGUUGUCAAUAUCCUAGAUUUAAUUCCCCUAGAAGUAGAACACAUUAAUCAAAAUUGAGAGUUUUU
Linum trigynum is the source of this 5089-nucleotide messenger RNA. The record is from the annotation of a GenBank genome assembly. NCBI's taxonomy places the organism in Eukaryota, Viridiplantae, Streptophyta, Magnoliopsida, Malpighiales, Linaceae.